AUGGAGCCGAUAGGAGCCCAUCCGAACAAACGGCGAUGCGGCAAGGACCGAAUUCGCGUUACUCGCGCCUGCGACCAUUGCAAGAAGAAGAAGCUGCGUUGCUCAGGCACAUUACCUUGCUCGCUGUGCCAACGCUCCCAGUUGAAAUGCGAAUACACCGCUGGUUACACUCGAGGAAAGGUGCCGCCGGUUCCCAUUGCUGCUAGCAUGGACGAUGCUGUCCAGCAUCGAGAGAAAUCAACGAAUUCCAGCAUAGAUAGUCUAUCUCCAUCAAACCCACAGGCCGCCGCACAGAAUGUCCUUCUGCAGCCAGAGAAACAAAUCAACCUCCCAUCAUCCGGCAACUCGCCGGAACCUCACCAAACUGAUAUGGAGGGGCAUUAUGUUGGCCCUGCUUCCGGUGUCUCAUUUCUGAUACGUGUACAGAAACGCCUUCAUGAGCAUAUUUCGUUCCCGCGAACUACACCAAUCUUCAGUUUCGGUGACGCGCCGCUCCCGAAAUACGACCCGUCUUUCCUGGUCAUUCCCCCUAAAGACGAAGCGAAGGGACUUCUGGAUAGAUAUUUUGACUUUGCUUUCCCAACUCACCGUUUCUUGCACCAACCACAGGCUGAGGCCUGGUUUGAAGACUUUUACCGAGACCCAGCGGUGGCCGAUUCUCCCAAACCCGGAGCUAUGGCGAUAAGAGCAUUGCUGCUCAUGGUCUUUGCCCACGCGAAGCAAUGCUUGCCGGAUUCUGAUAAAUCUCUAGGCUCCUGCGUUAACAGCGCAGUCUAUUUUGCCGCUUCAGAGCAUCAUCUUGCAGCCGAAACUGGACCCGUCCGACUUACCAGCGUACAAGCACGGCUGGCCCAGUGCUUCUAUCUCUUAGGUCAUUCUCGGAUAAAUCACUGCUGGAGCCUUUUUGGAACUACCGCACGGCUCGCCAUUGCGAUUGGCUUGCACCGCGGCCGGCGGCGAGAUCUCAAAGAGAACUUCGUCGAGCUUGAGUGCUCUAAGCGAGUGUUUUGGUGCAUGUAUAGCCUCGAUAAUUAUCUCAGCGCCGCGUUGGGCCGUCCCCGCAUCUUUCACGACGACGAGAUAGACCAGGAGCUGCCUGCUAUUGCUAAUGAUCACCAAAUUACAUCGAGCGGUGUUGCUCCCGCUGCUUCCAGCGUUCAGAGCAUUAUGUUGGCUCCUGUUUAUCAUGCUAAGCUUUCAAAGAUAAUUAGCGGGAUACUUCGUGAUCUAUACGGGAUACGACGAACGACUCUUCAGUCUCAAGCUGCAGCCGCCACAAGACAUGGAGCCGAUCUUGCACAAUGGCGGCACAAAAUUUCUGCAUUUGUUGACCUGCCGAGUGUCGACAUGUUGAUGCUCACCUAUCAGCGACAAUAUACAGUGUUGAAUCUUGCAUUCUAUCACGCUCAAAUCUUACUAUAUCGUCCGUUUAUCCUCAAAGAUUUCAAGAAUCUAGCAGUUCCGGCAUCCGAUGACAGCAAUCAUCUCUCCGAAUCUCUCAGCGAGAACACCCGACAUUGUAUAGAAGCUGCCAUGAAAAUCACUGGCAUUUUGCGUGAUCUGUGUGAAAACGGUAGAAUGUACCAUACCUUCUGGUUUACUCAGUACUAUGCUUUCUCAGCCAUUGUCGUAUUAUACGUCCAUUUUAUCCAGAGCUGUACACACAAAAACGUGGAGGCAAGCUUGACCCAUUUUCAAGCGGGCGAGAGAGCUCAACAACAUCUAGCAGCAUGUGGAGCGCAAUCAUCCUUUGCCCGGCGUUACGCCAUGGUGCUCGAAGAGCUUCGUAAGGAAGCGCAGAAGUGCAUCCAACAAAAACAACAACCGGUGGCUGUAGAUCGCUAUACGGGCCAGCAAGCUGCCAACAGCACUAACGUGAGAAUGAAUGGUUCUCAAGAGCCAAAUGUUUCCGGGGGAAGUUUCGGUCAUGAGCGGACAGGGUAUUCUCAAACUAUGUUCACACGCCCAGAACAAGGAGCCACCCACAAUUCGUCCCUAGAGCUCAUGAACAUGCAGCCGGAGCAGCACGCCUGGCUAGAAACCCUGCUACAAGACAACAGCCCAGGAACCUACGCUCCUAGUCUGACAGGCUGGGGAGAGUUCGACUCGCUGGCAUUAACGGGGUUGGGAGAAUUAGGAUAUCUAUUCUCUUCCGACAACCUGCCGGACUUCCAAGGUUGA
Aspergillus mulundensis is the source of this 2181-nucleotide messenger RNA. Its product is annotated as Zn(II)2Cys6 transcription factor. The transcript has 4 exons. Gene Ontology annotation, cellular component: nucleus. Gene Ontology annotation, molecular function: sequence-specific DNA binding; zinc ion binding; DNA-binding transcription factor activity, RNA polymerase II-specific. Bases 1 to 2181 code for a protein of 726 amino acids. NCBI's taxonomy places the organism in Eukaryota, Fungi, Ascomycota, Eurotiomycetes, Eurotiales, Aspergillaceae. Gene Ontology annotation, biological process: DNA-templated transcription; positive regulation of transcription by RNA polymerase II. The record is from RefSeq and is a predicted model, not a curated record.